Messenger RNA from Trachymyrmex septentrionalis, 4376 nucleotides. It is a transcript of the gene Mbs, whose product is annotated as protein phosphatase 1 regulatory subunit 12A. The record is from RefSeq and is a predicted model, not a curated record. Gene Ontology annotation, molecular function: phosphatase regulator activity; enzyme inhibitor activity; protein kinase binding. Gene Ontology annotation, cellular component: cytoplasm. The transcript has 21 exons. The coding region runs from base 929 to 4060 and encodes 1043 amino acids. Lineage: Eukaryota; Metazoa; Arthropoda; Insecta; Hymenoptera; Formicidae. Gene Ontology annotation, biological process: signal transduction.
UCCGAGAGUUUCGUGUCCGAGCUCCUGUCCGGCAUGGAGCGCGAGGGAGCGCGGCCAAGAAUAGCGUGUAGCACGCGAAUCUAAGCCGUUCCGUAAAUGAGUGCCUAGCAGAGGUGGUGUCCGACCGAAGACGAUCGUACACGACCGCUCCCUCCGGAUAACCUCGUCAAGGCGUGAGACUCCGGCGCGAUCGACGAUAACACUCGGACGGGGAACACGGGCCCCGGGUGUGUUCCGUUCUCUCAUAUAUAUGGAGCAGAUUCGCGGGAAACGCCUGUUUCACGUGCCGUAUCGCGCGCAGUGAAACGCGAGUGUAUGUGUUCGUGCGUGCGUGCGUGCGUACGUGCGUGCGUGCGUGUUCACGUAGCGCAGUCGCCGCCACCGCCGUCGUCAUCGUCGUAAUCGUCUUCGUCGCCGCCGCCGCCACCGCCACCGCCACCGCCGUGCAGAGCAAAGUGGAAGAAGACACGAAGGGCGCGCGGAGAAGGGCAAAGUAGAGAGAGAGAGAGAGAGAGCGAAACGGACAAGAAAUUUGCUGCGAGGGAGAACCGAGAACGGGAGCGGCGGGCCGAGAGAAGUAAAGAACUGGAGAGAACGAAGAAGCAACAAGAACGAGUCACAAGUGCGAGUGAAUGAGUGAGCGAUUGUGUGCGCGUGUGCGUAAGGUUGCAUGUGUGGCGCCGCGCGGCCGCGCGUGUGUGCCAAGCGAGUGCGAGAAGAAGGAGAGAAACCCGUGCGCGCGACAAGAGGAGCGAUUAUAGGAGCAGCCUGCCGCUUCUCUGCCUUGCCCUCUUGAGGAAAGAGGAGGACGCGCUUUUUUUCCUCCUCGCUACCGCCUGUCGUUACCACCGCCGCCGCCGCCGCUGCUGCUGCUGCUGCUGCUGCCGCUGCCGCUGCCGCUGCCGCCGUCGUCGUCGUCGUCGGGGCAAUGUCUCUCGAGACACGUUCGAGCUCGGCCCUGUUCAAGCGAGCCGAACAGCUCAAGCGUUGGGAGCAGUCCGAGACGAAUCGCGAGCCCACGCAACCGCGCCAAGUCGCGCGCAAGAUCAAAUUCUCCGCCGAUAUCGUGUUCCUGGCGGCGUGCGCGGCCAGCGACAAGGAGGAGGUCGUGCGUCUGCUACAGAGAGGAGCGGACAUCAACACCGGGAAUGUCGACGGUCUCACCGCGUUGCACCAGGCUUGCAUUGAUGAUGACCUGGAUAUGGUGGAGUUUUUGGUGGAACAAGGAGCGGAUAUCAAUCGUGGAGAUAAUGAAGGCUGGACGCCUUUACAUGCCACAGCAUCUUGUGGAUUCAUAUCUAUUGCUAAAUACUUAAUAGAACAAGGAUGUAAUCUGGCAGCAGUAAACAAUGACGGUGAACUGGCGCUGGAUAUUGCAGAAAGCGACGAGAUGGAAGACAUGCUCCAACAGCAUAUAAAUAAAGCAGGCAUUGAUUGUGAUCAAGCUAGGAGCGAAGAAGAACGGUCAAUGUUAAAUGAUGCAAAAGCUUGGCGGUCAGGUGCACCAGGCAAAGAUUCCAUGCAUCCGAGAUCAGGAGCCACGGCACUUCAUGUCGCCGCUGCCAAAGGCUACAUCAAAGUCAUGCACAUAUUACUACAAGCUCGAUGCAAUGUUGAUGCACAGGACUUUGAUGGAUGGACGCCUUUGCACGGUGCAGCGCAUUGGGGUCAACUGGAAGCUUGCAAACUUCUUGUUGAGAACGGCUGUGAUAUGGAUAUGAAAAAUUAUGCCGAUCAAACUGCUUUUGAUAUUGCUGAUGCAGACAUCCUUAAAGCUCUUGAAAAUUUGAGAGAGCAACAAGCACUUAGCAAAGAAAAUUCACAAACAAAUAACAAGAAGCAAUCGUCUAUACCAAAGAAACGUUUCUCAACGAGUGCUGAUAAUGCGGUAGCGGCACAAGAAUCUACAGAAAUCUUUGAAGAAGAAACGCCAAAUAAAGUUAAGAAGGUUGAAUUAGAGAUUCAAUCUGAUAAAGAAGAUUCCAGCACUAGUACAAACAGCGAUGUUGAAGCAACACGUGAAACACACAUGGAAGAGAGUGAUGGUGAAGGUGAAUCUGAGACUAGCUCAGAAUCACACUCUUCCACUUUCUCCAAUCAAUCUGAUAAGUCUAACCACGCGACAUGUCUUACAGAUGACGAAAAGAAAAAUAGAGUGAACAAAGAUGAAAGUGCACCCCAUAGUCCAAUAUCUCCAGUUGAAACUAAUAAAGUUCCUAAUCAGGCUCCAAUAUUGCCUCCAAAACAACAGACUGAUAAUAAUGAGGACGGUGUUGUACCAUCUUGGAGACGUUCAGGUUCCUUCCGAAAUAGAAUGCAAAGUACUGAAACUACUAAUUCUGCAUCUACAAAACUUGAAGAUAAGGAUAACAAUAUUAAAAUACCAACAACACCAAACAAAGUUAGUGCAGAGCCCGAUGUGGUAUUAAGAAGAACGCAUAGUUUCGAGACAGAUGAAAAGUUUUAUGAGCAGUAUUUGGCAUUACGUGCCCGCAUCAAGGCGUUCUCGUGCCCUACCCUCCAUCGCUGCAAUGCAGCUACUCCUACUCACACCAAUGCUACGACUCGCUCUGCAUCUCUACGCGAAACACACAGAAAGAAAGACGUGAAAUUAAAUUUGGAAUUAUCAAGACUGCCACAAGGAAGCAAUACACUUUCACCAACAUCUGCAUCUAAAACAUUGGUAUCGAGUCUAUUGUCAUCCAUCACAACAACUACCACUGCCACUACAACAACAAGUCCUAUUCCAGUCAAUCAAAUUCGCAGUGUUCAACCAGUGGAAGCUGCAUCUACAGUUGUAUCGAAUACAAAUAAUGCAGUAGCAACUGCUCCUGGAACUCCCACUACACCAGGAGGGAGCAAGCUAAGUCCAGGAAAUCUCUUCAAGAAUUUCUUCAAAUCUUUCGUUCCACCCGUACGCGAUGAAGAAAGUGAAACUCAAAGGAAAGCUCAUGCAAAGAGAGUAAGAGAAACGAGAAGGUCUACUCAAGGUGUGACAUUGGACGAGAUUAAGAGCGCUGAACAAUUAGUGAAGAAAAAGCAACAGAACAACGAAUUGCCGGCAUCAGCACCAUCCACGCAGCCUUCUACUACUACCACUACUACUACUACUACUACUACUGCUACUACUACUACCACCACCACCGUCAGCAAUACAGCUUCGAUCACAGCUACGAUAACAACCGCAACUUCCACUACUGUGACUCCUGUGAAUAAAGUUUCUGAAGAAUCUAAUUUACCUGAGAGACGACCGUCUUGGAGAUUAAGGGUAGACAAUGGAAGUAAGUUUCAGUUAGAGGAUGCUAAUAAUAAGCCUACUGAUAAUACGACCUAUAUGAGAAGACCGUCUGGUGGAACUGGUGUACCUAGACCAUCAUCAGCGCCCGUGGAGACUAUUGCCACCAGUAGUACAGAAACCACAGUUACUUUACCCCUUAGAAGAUCGUUAAAGCAACCUGAUGACAAAGAACAAGAUAAGGAAAAUGAUAGUAGAAACGCACAAGCUACACAAGCAGUUAUUCAAAGGAGACGUCGGCCUAAGAGAAGAUCGACAGGCGUAGUCCAUGUAGAUAUGGAUGAAAUUGACCCAGAAAAGCAAGAUCUAACUGCUGGUGGUGAUUGCGAUGAUUCCAAAAUCAAUCACAACGAAAGCGGAAACGAUCGUUCUGGGAGAGCUACUAGAUUAGGUUCGAUAUCUUCGCUAUCAUCAGAAGCUUCAUCAACACCAAUCAGAUUAAAAUCCAAUAGUUCCGAAAACGGUGAAUUAGAUUAUAAGAAAUUAUACGAAGAAUCUCAGGUCGAGAAUGAAAGGUUAAAAGAUAAACUGAAGCGCUCCGACGAACAAUUAAAGGAAGUCAGGCAUUUAUUGGAAAAAAUGCAAAUCAACCAAAAUAAAGUAAUUCUCUCUGAGGCAGAAAAAAGGGAAAGGCGAGCCAUGGAGAGGAAACUUUCAGAGAUGGAAGAAGAAUUGAAGGUGAUGGACCAACUAAAAUGCGAAAAUCAGAGGCUAAAAGAUGAAAAUGGUGCCUUGAUCAGAGUAAUCAGCAAAUUAUCCAAAUAAAUCUUGUAGUCUCAACUACACAUCGUAAUGAAAUUUUAAGUUGUAUUACAAUUAUGUUGAAUGAAUUGCUUUAAUUAUAGCAGCAUCAUCAUUAUCGCUAGUAUUCUUACAAAUCUUGCGUCACGCUAUCGAUGAAUUUAUCUUUAUAGUUAUUUAACUUAUUCCAAUUGUGAGAUCAAUUAAUCGCAUGGCUGUGCCAAAGGCGAAAAGAAAUGUUACUCCUAUUCUUAGACUGUGAAUACUUGAUUGUAAAAGACUUAGAGGAAUUUUACUUUGUGGAAUUACUUUUUAUAAUGUCAGAAAGAUAAAUUUUAUA